This is a messenger RNA of Conger conger (European conger), 5879 nucleotides long. RefSeq names its product TAR (HIV) RNA binding protein 2 (gene tarbp2). Bases 300 to 1337 code for a protein of 345 amino acids. The record is from RefSeq and is a predicted model, not a curated record. Gene Ontology annotation, biological process: regulation of miRNA processing; regulation of siRNA processing; regulation of viral transcription. Gene Ontology annotation, molecular function: double-stranded RNA binding; pre-miRNA binding; siRNA binding. The transcript is spliced from 7 exons. Gene Ontology annotation, cellular component: RISC-loading complex. Lineage: Eukaryota; Metazoa; Chordata; Actinopteri; Anguilliformes; Congridae.
UGCUGGGGCAGAAUGGUUCGAGGCUGAACGUAAGGUUGGAUGAGCUGAUCCUAGAUCAGAUACCGACAGCACCUUCCACUUCGGGCAGCCAGUGUCGUGGUCCCGACGUGCUGUCCUCCUCCAGCAGGGUUUGAGUCCGUUGGUGGCGGGGACAAUUAGACGAGAGUGCCGCCGUUUCUUCAUGUCGCUGCCACCGUCGCAACCGUGGGAGCCGUUAAUGAAAACAAGAGGCGAUUUUAUGAGCUGUGGGGGGGUGUCUGCAAUCCGAAACUCUUUGGGUUUCGCUCCGUAAAUAGGGAAUGAACGACGAGAAAACGCCGGGCAGCUGCAAGAGAAACUCUGGGUGUUCCAGUAUUGAGCAAAUGCUGGCCGUGAACCCUGGGAAAACGCCCAUCAGUCUGCUGCAGGAGUAUGGAACGCGGAUAGGCAAGACCCCGGUGUACGACCUGCUGAAGGCGGAAGGACAGGCUCACCAACCCAACUUUACUUUCCGCGUGUCCGUGGGCGAAAUCAGCUGCACCGGCCAGGGGCCCAGCAAGAAGGCGGCGAAGCACAAAGCAGCCGAAGCGGCCCUCAAGAUGAUGAAGGGAGGGAUGGGGGGAGCAGGUGGAGGAGGGGAGCUCGGAGGAGGAGUGGCUGGGGCGGAGGUGCCCGUUGAAGGGGCGAGCUCUCAUUCAGAGGCGAAGGUGUCCAGCUCCACACAGCAAGCAGAAUGCAACCCUGUUGGGGCUCUGCAGGAGCUGGUGGUGCAGAAAGGGUGGCGUUUGCCAGAGUACACCGUCACUCAGGAGUCGGGCCCCGCACACCGUAAGGAGUUCACCAUGACCUGCCGCGUGGAGCGCUUUGUGGAGAUCGGCAGCGGCACGUCUAAGAAGCUGGCCAAGCGGAACGCCGCGGCAAAGAUGCUCUCUCGAAUCCACGACGUCCCGGUGGACCUGCGCAGUAGUCACGAGGCCGAAGCCGAGGACGACACCUUCAACAUGCAGAUGGGGGGCAGGAUGGAGGGCGGUAAGGGGGGUAAGGGUUUGGGCUGCACCUGGGACUCCCUGCGUAACUCUGCGGGGGAGAAGAUCCUGCAGCUGCGGAGCCACCCGCUGGGCCUGCCCAGCUCCAACUUCUGCUCCCUGCUGAGCGAGCUGUCUGAGGAGCAGCGCUUCCACGUCAGCUACCUGGACCUGGAGGAGCGCAGUCUCAGCGGGGUUUGCCAGUGUUUAGUGGAGCUCUCCACUCAGCCAAUCACGGUCUGCCACGGCUUUGCACCCAAUCAGGACGCAGCUCGCUCCAGCGCCGCCCACAACGCCUUGCAGUACCUGAAGAUCAUGGCUGGUGGGAAGUGAAUGAUCUCUCCCUCUCCCUCUCUCUCUCUCCCCCUGCUCCCUCCCUCUCUCCCUCCCUCUCCCUCUCUCUCCCUCUCCCUCUCUCCCUCUCCCUCUCCCUCUCUCUCUCUGCGCCUCACUUCCUGUCUCUCUCAACGUCCGCAUUGUCUUUGCCAUCGCUUGGGUAAGAGGAAGUGACAUCGCGCUGUUGGCUUCGGCUGCCCCACCCUGUCCGCUCCUCACUUACCAAAACACAGGACUCUGGGCACAGGUGCCCACUACAGUCAGAGAAUAGUGAAGGACCCCCUCCUCCCAUUCCCACUGCCUUUACAGUGUUUAAACAGCAGGGGGCGGCAGUGAGCCCUGUACUGCCCUCCUCCAGACGUGCCCUCUGUUUGAGAGUGUUUGUGGAGGUGAGCUGUGAGGGCCAUGAUUUUAAGGUGAAUAUGCUUUACCUCCCUCCUUAAACAGGCAGAUCACUUUCUCACGUUUUUAGAUGUUAUUUCAUUUUUUUGGGUUUUGGUUGGCUCAGAACAUUUUGUGUGUUUCGAAGGGUAUUUUAAAUAUUUAGAGAAGUUUCUUACAACCUGCCAGCUUUACUGGGGUGGGUAUAGGGCAUUAUGGGAUUUGUAGUCUAAAUACACUUCCGAACAACUCCAACAGAUGAAUCUUACUUUCCAUUUGAACUGAGACUGCAGGAAAGAAGUGCCAGAGCAAAUGUUUAUAUUUUUUAUUCUGAAUAAGUGCUAUACAAGUAAUAUGUUAAUGUGUACGGCCCCUGGACUUUUGAGCUGCCAUGAAGUGCAAUGCCUUGUUUUGGACUGCAAGCCCCAGAAUGCUCUUUAUAGCAGUCAUUUUAAAGGUUGUCAGAAAGUUCAAAAGUAUAUAACAUAUUCUUCUUUUUCUAGUCCAGUUAAAAACAUACACUGAAAGCGAAAUAAUAUAUUUUAAAAAUAUAUUUUAAAAAGUGAACUAUCCCACUAAAGGCUGCAGACACUGCGGCCCACCAGGACUGGAGCUAAACCUGCAGACACUGCGGCCCUCCAGGACUGGAGCUAAACCUGCAGACACUGCGGCCCUCCAGGACUGGAGUUUAACCUGCAGACACUGCGGCCCUCUAGGACUGGAGUUAAACCUGCAGACACUGCGGCCCUCCAGGACUGGAGCUAAACCUGCAGACACUGCGGCCCUCCAGGACUGGACUUAAACCUGCAGGCACUGUGGCCCUCCAGGACUGGAGUUAAACCUGCAGACACUGCGGCCCUCCAGGACUGGAGCUAAACCUGCAGACACUGCGGCCCUCCAGGACUGGAGUUAAACCUGCAGACACUGCGGCCCUCCAGGACUGGAGCUAAACCUGCAGACACUGCGGCCCUCCAGGACUGGAGUUAAACCUGCAGACACUGCGGCCCUCCAGGACUGGAGUUAAAACUGCAGACACUGCGGCCCUCCAGGACUGGAGUUAAACCUGCAGACACUGCGGCCCUCCAGGACUGGAGCUAAACCUGCAGACACUGCGGCCCUCCAGGACUGGAGUUAAACCUGCAGACACCCUUCACCCCUCAAAGACUUAAGGAGGUGCAAUAAUAUAAAGGACAGAGAACCUUACAAGUGCAUUAGGAUGUUCAGAAUUUCCGCUUUUAUUUUCUGGUAUUUACACCUACAUGAGUUAAACUACUUAGAACAUAGCACCACCCCAUUUUUAGGUGAGCAAAAGUUUUGGAACAGAAUAUUUAAGUAAAUGAAAGUAAAUAACACUUAAUAUUUGGUAGCAUAUCCCUUGCUUGCAAUAACUGUAUCAAGCCUGUGACCCAGUGACAUCCCCAAAGUGUUGCAUUCUUCUUUUGUGAUCCUUUUCCAGGCUUUUACUGCAGCCUCUUUCAGUUGUUGUUUGUUUUGAGGGGCUUUUGCCUUCAAUCUCCUCUUCAGGAGGUGAAAUGCUGAAUUGGGUUAAGGUCUGGUGAUUGACUUGGCCAGUCUAAAACCAAAGCAGAAGCAGCCAUGCAAGCCCAAGCCAUGACACUUCCUCCACCGUGCUUCACUGAUGAGCUUGUAUGUUUUGGAUCAUGAGCAGAUCCCUUCUAUCUCCUCACUUUGUCCUUUCCAUCACUUUAGUAGAGAUUAAUCAUGGCCUCUUCAGUCCAUAAAACUUUGGUCCAGAACUUUUGUGGCUCAUGUCUGUACUUUUAGCUCACCUUGCCUACUGAUUCUUACUACUGAUGAGUGGUUUGCAUCUUGUGGUAUAGCCUCUAUAUUGCUACUCUCUAAAUCUUCUUCAAACGGUUGAUUGAGAUACCUUCACCCCUGCCCUGUGGAGAUUGUGAUGUCACUGACAGAUGGGUGACAGAUGUUUUGGGGUUUUUCUUAACAGCUCUCAUCAACUGCUGUUGUUUUCCUUGGUCGACCUGUUUGAUGGCCGUUGCUCAGUACGCCAACGGUUUCUUUAUUUUUCAGGACAUUCCAAGCUGUACAACCUUUAUCACCCAACGCUUGAGCAAUGCCUCUGAUUCUCCCUCUUUUCUAAGCAUCAAAAUGGCUUGCUUUUCUCCCUCUCUGGUCAUUAUCUUUUUUAACAGAAAUGCAGUCUUCCCAGGCAAAAGCCAAGGCUAAAACCAAGAGUAGACAUUCAGAACAAUUUAUUGUUUAACCAAUCAAUCGAACAGGACACUUCUGGGUAUCAAGAAACACCUGUCAGUUGCAUGCCCCAAUACUUUUCCUCACCUACAAAAUUGGGUGGUCUGAUACAAAAGGUGAUAUGUUCUAAAUUGUUUAACAAAUCUAGAUUAAAACUCCAGGAAAUAAAAUCUGAAAUUCGGAUUUGUCAUCUCAUGUUCACCUGACCUCAAACUCCAGUGUUGAGCAAAAACAAAGGAAUUGACCUUGCUGUUCCAAUCCUUUGGAGGGCACUGUAGAUGGUUUCAGGUUUCCACGCACUCAGCAAAUAGCUAGCGCCCCACUGAUUUCACCUCUCAGUUUUCUAACUUUCAGUUGGAAUUAUUUACCAUACUGUAUAUACACCACUAAGUGAAAGCAUAAACUGGUCUGACCGACUGAUAUUCCUGGGAUGUGAAUAUGGGACAUUGAUUCUUUAAGUCACACAUAGCUGCUUCUGACAUAUUGUGACGAAGUGGGUAAAUGGUCCUUCAAUAUUCUGUAAACAUGUAAAAAAUUGAUAACAAUUAGCAGCAUUUUACAAUACAGAGCUUGUUACUAAUGUUGGAACAAAAUGCAUACACAGUGGGUCCCGAGGACCUGGGCCAGGAAACACGACUGUAUGACUAAGAGGCCAUACUGUAAGAUACUGUAUGACUCAGAGGCCAUACUGUAAGAUACUGUAUGACUGAGAGGCCAUACUGUAAGAUACUGUAUGACUCAGAGGCCAUACUGUAAGAUACUGUAUGACUCAGAGGCCAUACUGUAAGAUACUGUAUGACUGAGAGGCCAUACUGUAAGAUACUGUAUGACUGAGAGGCCGUACUGUAAGAUACUGUAUGACUCAGAGGCCAUACUGUAAGAUGCUGUAUGACUGAGAGGCCAUACUGUAAGAUACUGUAUGACUCAGAGGCCAUACUGUAAGAUGCUGUAUGACUCCUCCAUAAGCCGCUGGUGGGAAACGGAUGCAGAAUUAAUGAAGGUUCUGUAUGUUAUGAAUAAAUAUGAAUAUUGAAGCAAUACUGAGAUGAUCAGUCUAGGAAUAAUACAAUCCAUUUUCUCAGAUAUAUUUUGUUGUUGACGCCAUAGUCCGCUCUAUCGAGUAAUAAAUGGUGCUAGUUUGAUAUUUGCAAAUUUAUACUGAGGAUGGACAUCAUGCAACCCUGGCUAGGGAGUGGUGGAGAUUAUAAUUAUCUUUUUAUUCUGUGCUCUUAAUUGUAUAAUUGUGUCUGUUAUGAAAUGAAAUGUAUCCAUAGGAUGGCAUGUAUUGUGAAAUAAUUGGUACCUCCAGUGCAUGGCCACCUGUAUUUAUUUGGUGUCAUGGUUACUACAGGUAUGUAGUUACUGGUUUAGAUGGAACAAAAAUUUAAAUAUCUCCUGCAAUUCAGGACCAGGGUUAAUAAUCCUGAUGUAUUAUGAAUGUUCAAACAUUGCGUAUACCUCUGAAGGUUUAUCACUCAUGUUUUGGAGUUGAAGUGAGUAUAUUGACUCUGUUGUUGGAAAGUGUGUCUGCUUGUACAUGUAGGCCACACAGGAGGGCAACACUGCGGUGGGAGGGGUUUUAUGUGAUUAGGGUCCAAUUGUACAUGUAGGCCACAGAAGACUCAGAGUGCAGUAUUUACUGUGACAUGUAAAUCCGGCCCACUGGCUGAUGGCUCCCAUUGGCUCUCCACUGGAGCACUCUGUACUAAGGCAAACUCUGAUUGGCUCUGUACUGGACACUCCUAUUGGGUCUUUUAUUUCAUUUAUUUUCAAAUGUAAAAUUGAAUAAGGCUUGUGUGGAACAAGAGCCCAUGUUUUUAUAAAUGAUGUAUGUUUUGGGUGAGUGUUGUUCUUUUUUAGAUAAAAUGUUCAUUUCAUAGUGAAAGCCAGGUCUGCUUUGUCUGGAAAUAAAAAUGGCAUUUAAAUAAA